AUGUCACUAAAAACCAGCAAAGUACCUCAGAAAUGGAAAUCCGCUAAUUUAUUACCACUCCCUAAAGAAUCACCAUUAAAUUCGUGUAACCAGUUAAGACCAAUCUCUCUGACGGACAUCAUCAUGAGACUAUUCGAGAAGUGCGUGUAUAAAUCUGAAAUCGAACCUAUCACAAGAAAUAACAUUGGUCCUGACCAAUUUGCUUAUAAAAAGGGUCACAACUCGACUAUGGCUCUGAUUAAAUCCCAACAUCAAUGGCUAGAGUGGCUGGAUAAAAACGCUAAUUAUGUUAGAGUGCUGUCGUUCGAUUUCAGCAAAGCAUUUGACAGUGUGCCCCACGAUCUUUUGUUUGAAAAAGUUAAAAAGCUACCCAUUAAUCCGUAUGUGGUGAACUGGUUAAUUAGCUUUCUAGAAAAUAGAAUACAAAGAGUAAUGGUUGAUGGAAUGGUUACAGAAUAUUUAUAUAUUAAUCGUGGUGUUCCUCAAGGUACUGUUUUAGGCCCAGUUCUUUUCUCAAUAAUGGUUGAUGAUAUUAAAACUGCUGAUCCUAGUAAUGCGUUAGUCAAAUUUGCUGACGAUUUGACGUUAGGAGUGCCUGGCAACGAAAGUGGUGACACAUCUCGAUCUGAAGCUGCCUGUUUACAGGAUUGGGCGGAAGAGAAUAGAAUGCCCUUAAAGUUGGAAAAAACGUACGAAAUGGUUGUUCGCAGACACACCUCUGUAGUUUUGCCCGAGCUUAUCCCUUCAAUUAAGCGAAAAACAUGGCUAAAGCUUUUAGGAGUUACUCUACAAGAUAACCCGUGCAACUGGGAUUUGCACUUUGAAGAAAUGCUCAAAAAAGCAAGUGGACGAAUAUACAUUAUGAGAGUUUGCAAAUACUAUGGACUAUCAAUUAAACAAUUAGAUCUGCUGUUUGAUAGCCUAAUUAUGUCGAUAUUCACUUUUGCUAUUGAGCUGUGGGGUUGUGCAUACGACGGUAAAUAUUUGAACCAAAUAGAUAAAUUCAUUAAACGUGCACAUAAGAAUGGUUAUAUAUCAAAACGAACACACAUUAAAGAAAUACGUGAUAAGAGAGAUAAGAAACUGUGGAACAAAAUAACAUCAACUGAGGACAAUGCACUGCUUGAACUGCUGCCGGAAAAAAGAAGUAGGUUACUUAGGCCUAGGGGGCAUGAGUAUGAACUCCCCCUAGUGAGAACAGAAAGAUUCAAAAGGUCGUUCAUAAAUCGUUGUCUGUAUAACUUUGUUUAGACUUUAAUCUAUUUAGACUUUAAUCUAUUAAAAACUUUUUAAAACUUUUUACGCUUCUUAACUUACAAUUGUAAAUAUAACUAGAUCAAUUACCUUUCGAUUGUAAACUCAGACGGAUGUAUCUGAGUAUUUUAAUAAAGACUAUUAUUAUUAUUAUUAUUAAUGUCGACGCAUUGGGGAAAGACCAGCGAAAAUACAAUUACAGAGGGAAUUUUCGCAACCACAACAACAAACCGGAAAACGGAAAACCCCCAAACAAAUCCUGCGGUAAUUGUGGUCGAGUUCACGAGCCAAAAUCUUGCCCUGCAUAUGGGAAAAAGUGCAAUAACUGUCAAAAGCUAGGACACUUUGCCAAACUAUGUCGAUCACAAGCUAAAAACCCAAAGAAAUCGGUUCACGAUGUAGAUUAUGAAAGCGACUUCUCGACGCACGGAAUUGAUAUGGUGAAGACAGCUGUGACAAUGACGAAGAACAUGCAUCUCUUAAAAUUAGCAACACGACAAUUCGCAUAAAACUCGACUCCGGAGCCGAGACAAACGUUCUAACAAAGAAAGAUUUCGAAGCCGCUGUUCCAAAACGACAACGUCGUAGCAAGCUCAAAACGAGCGCCGCAAAACUGGCCGCUUUCGGGGGCCAUAACAUUCCUGUCAUCGGUAAAUGCUAUUUAAAGUGUCAAUUCAAAGGAGCGACUGAAAUACUCGAGUUUCAAGUGGUCGAGACGGGCAAAUCCUUGCUCGGAUGUACAAACUGUAAAAGUAUGAAACUUAUAACAUUUCAUAACGUAGACCAGCUGCGCAACCAGCCAAUUAACGACGCGUCACCUCAAAGUUCACUAAACGGACUUACGAGUGAACAGAUAUUCGAGAAAUAUUUCAAAUGCUUUGACGGAUUAGGACGCAUAUCAGACCCUUGUCACAUUAAGAUUAACCCUGACGCAACGCCUGUUGUUCAUCCACCUCGUAAGCUUCCUUCAGCGUUGAGAGAUCGAGUCCAGAACGAACUACAAGAAAUGGAAUCCAGGGGGAUCAUUAAGAAAGUCAACGAGCCCACGGCAUGGGUAAACUCCAUGGUAGUUAACGAGAAACGCUCGGGAAAAUUACGUAUAUGCAUUGAUUCACGAGAUCUCAACAAAUCUCUGCGCAGAGAGCAUUACCAACUCCCCACACAGCAAGAUAUUACAAGCCGCCUGACAGACGCCAAAUUCUUCA
Molecule: messenger RNA, 2459 nt
Organism: Paramuricea clavata
Lineage: Eukaryota; Metazoa; Cnidaria; Anthozoa; Malacalcyonacea; Plexauridae
Source: the annotation of a GenBank genome assembly